AUGCGGUAUGCCAUGCGCUGCGCAGCUGACCACCUGAUCUUUGCAGAACGCCAGAGCAGAUACAGUCUGACGUUGGUGUCAGAGCUGGCAGUGCGGGGCUGGAGAGGAGACUCCAGGCUGGCCGAGAGGCAGCUGGGCUGCAGGCGGCAGGGCGCUCCAGACUGGAGCGGCAGCCGGUGGGAGCCAUUCCUGGUGACUUCAGAUCUCCAGUCCAGGCUGGGCCGCGAAUGUGCUUACUCGGAAGUCUCCAGCACUGUGCGCGAGACGGGGCAGCGGCGCACGUGUCGGCCGGGCAGUGCUGUGGCGAGCUGCCGCCGCGGGCCCCACGUGGCCACUGGCUGGGUGGGGAGCCGCCAGCCCGCCUCCACAGGAGACCUGCAGAGGAGCCUCUCUGCAGAGGAGAGGGGCAGGAGGCUGGUCCAGGCGGCUGAGGUGGGGUCAGUGGGGCAGCUGAGGGCGCUGAUCGCCGUAGGGGCCGACGUGGGGGCGAGGGGCGGGCUGCCGGGGUGGACCGCCCUGCACUGGGCAGCGUGCAGGGGAGACGUCGAGGCGGCGAGGCUGCUGGUGGGGGCGGGGGCCGCGGUCGACGCCAGGGAUGAUGAUGGGUGGACGCCGCUGCAUUACGCGGCACUCAAUGGCCACGCAGAAGUGGCGGCUGCGCUGCUCGACGCGGGGGCCGACAGGCGAGCCACAACUGAUGGUGGGCGGACAGCGCUGGACAUCGCCAGGCGGUGCAACGACAAGCGGAUGGUGGAGAUGCUGUCAAUAGGCAGCCCGUCCAGCAAACUCUGUGCAAAAAAACAGGAACUGUAA
Schistocerca serialis cubense is the source of this 813-nucleotide messenger RNA. RefSeq names its product ankyrin repeat domain-containing protein 65-like. Bases 1 to 813 code for a protein of 270 amino acids. Gene Ontology annotation, molecular function: protein binding. The record is from RefSeq and is a predicted model, not a curated record. The transcript has 4 exons. NCBI's taxonomy places the organism in Eukaryota, Metazoa, Arthropoda, Insecta, Orthoptera, Acrididae.